Messenger RNA from Cyprinus carpio (common carp), 862 nucleotides. RefSeq lists its product as uncharacterized. Gene Ontology annotation, molecular function: ubiquitin-protein transferase activity. The transcript is spliced from 5 exons. The record is from RefSeq and is a predicted model, not a curated record. Bases 248 to 862 code for a protein of 204 amino acids. Lineage: Eukaryota; Metazoa; Chordata; Actinopteri; Cypriniformes; Cyprinidae.
AGGCUUAAUUGAUUAAAUAUGUUUUAGGCUACUCGCUGUCGGCUCGGCUGAUUAACGUUAAUUGUCAUUAAAAAAAAAAAUGCUCCAAACAUUUUUCUAAACUAACUUGAUAAAGAAAUGAAAAGAAACAUAACAUAAAACUGACCCCUUUUUUAAUUGCUGCAAAUAGGGCAGGCUUCCGCUGUGUAAUAAAAUAAAUAAAUAAAUAAAAACACAGGCUCGUGUCGGACUCGGGCUGAUAAUUCUGAUGAGCUGUCGGACACUGGUCGGGCUAGGGCCUGAGCGUCUCGGGCCAGGGCCGGGCUCGGGCCUAGAUUUGAGGCCCGUGCAGGGCUCUAAGAAAAUGCUAAACCGCCGGCGAAAUAUUCCUAUCAUGCCCGAGCGAUGCUGUGCAGUUGGAUGCGAUCAGAUACGUGAUCAUACAAAAGGAAUAUCUUUAUACCAAUUGAAAACCAAACAGGCAGAUCACAACCACAGAUCUUUUCCUGCAUUUUUUAAAAAUGCUGGCAAAAAUAAAAAACAUCUUGCCAGAUGUCACAGGCCAACAGUACCAGCAAAGGCUCAUAAAUAUUUUGAUUGUUCUGUGUCUUUGCUGGGAUCUAAAUCCGAUACAACCCCAUCUAUAUCCGAAGAGCUAGAGCUCAUGCAAGCAGGGCUAGGAAAGAGGACCCUGUCCUUAACAUCAGAUACAACACAUGCCGAGUUAUCAAGUUUGCUGCGGGAAGCAUACUCAAAAAUGAGUCAUUUGGAAGACAGGUGGCUUCUUUUCAAAGCUGCAGGUGGGAAUGGAAGGAGAAGAAUAUCUGUAAUACCAUUGGAGGCAGAGGGGUAUACAGGAUCAGUGAUCAAAAAGUGCUUCUAG